Molecule: messenger RNA, 323 nt
Organism: Camarhynchus parvulus
Lineage: Eukaryota; Metazoa; Chordata; Aves; Passeriformes; Thraupidae
Product: netrin receptor DCC-like
Exons: 3
Cellular component (GO): membrane
Source: RefSeq, a predicted model, not a curated record
UUUCCCCCAUUCCAUCCCCACCGCCUGCGUGCGCCAGCACCCCCUGCGCAGCUUCGGGAAUGCUCUCGAACCAAAAAUCAACUUUCAUUCUCUCUUACAAGCCCCUUUCCCCACGGCCUCUCUGGCUUUCCCGGCCAAGACUCGCUCCCCUCUCGUUCCCGUCUCCGUCCCCAAGGCUCCGGAACCUUCCGAGGAUCCCAAGAAUUCCCCGGAUUCUUCCAACGUUUACGAGCAGGACGAGCUGAGCGAGCAGAUGGCGAGCCUGGAGGGGCUGAUGAAACAACUGAACGCCAUCACCGGUUCCGCUUUUUAAUUCCCCCAAA